This is a messenger RNA of Colletes gigas, 2445 nucleotides long. RefSeq names its product proteoglycan 4-like. NCBI's taxonomy places the organism in Eukaryota, Metazoa, Arthropoda, Insecta, Hymenoptera, Colletidae. The transcript has 5 exons. The record is from RefSeq and is a predicted model, not a curated record. Bases 1 to 2445 code for a protein of 814 amino acids.
AUGGCCGACCAAAGAACAAGCGCGGAAGGAUUCACGCUACCACGCCCAAAAAAUACAGUGAAGGAGGCGGCCAUUGCUGCCACUACAGCCGCCAUUGCUCCACCCCCUGUCGCGACGAGGAACAGGUUCGGGGCCCUAGCAGACAUUUUUGCCGCAGAAGACCCCAACCCCAGCUGCUCUACCACCAUCGCCGCCAGCACCACCAAGCCCCCCAGUGCUCAGGUUUCUGCUCCACCUCCAAAUCAAACAAACUCAACUCAGGGUAAGCCUCCACCUAUUUUUAUUCACUCCACCAUUGUCAACCAUUCGGGACUGUGCAAACUUCUAGAGGACACAGCCAAAGAUAAAUUUGAGGUUAAGUACCUCAAAACCCAGACUAAUAAGGAACCUGAAAAACAAGAAAUCUCCAGGACAAGACCAAAUUACAGCACUCCAACUCAAAAACCUACCCAACCGAAUGAUCAUCCAGCUUUUCUACAUCCUCAGCCUUCUAGGCAAAAUCCUAGAGAAAAUCAUCCUGAUGCAUAUACAAACCCACCUCUCAGAAAACAACUCCCUAAUCCCAGAACAAUUUGGCUUCCGAGUCAAACACUCCACAAUCCACCAAGCUCUCAGACUGCAGGAAGACAUUGCGCUAGAAGUGAACAAGAACAGAUCGGUGGCUCUAGUCCUACUAGACCUCCAGAAAGCCUUCGACACUGUCUGGCACAAUGGACUCCUGCUAAAACUACAGCACAUCAACCUCCCCAAACACCUAAUCAAGAUAUCCCAAAGUUUCCUACACAACAGAUCAAUGACUAUAUACCACAAUGGCACAAAAUCCGAACCCAGACCUCUACACACAGGAGUCCCGCAAGGGGCCCCCGGCCCCAGGUACUGCAGCUAAAACAGGAAAAACAGCAAAAUCAAACGAGGGAGGACUCGACCUUGGGACUCCUGGAAGCGCCAGCCAGUGAAGUGCCGAACCAUUUUGGACCGAGGCCCAAAAGGCAACACCAGGAGGUGCCCUCCAGAAUCAAGCUGGCCACAGGGCCAAACAAAACUAAACACCUCCAUCGUCAGGCAGCGCGAUGGGAAGGUGAACCAUACGCGCCAAUAACAGUUAGGAGGAGAGCAACCUCGCUCUCCGACUCAAGUAGAGCAACACCAAUCUCCACCGCCGCCACCACAAGCACGAACAUGGACACGUCCAAACCAACAACAUCUACAUACUCCAAUAUCUCCGCGGACGGAUUCAUCCUACACCGAACAAAAAGGACAUCGAAGGAAGCAUCCGCCGACGAUUCCGGAGCACCGACGCGCCCUGCCACCCAGCCAACGCCCAUCAGUAACAGAUUCGCCGCCCUGGCGGACAUCUUUGACAUCAGCAACGACGCCAACUCACAACCCAGCCCCAAGGAGCAGGUAACGCCCCCUAACGACCCAACUCCAUCUGCAGCCCAAGGUAAGCCGCCGCCGAUAUUCAUUCACACGCACAUCAAAGACCACAACGGACUCUGUGACCUGAUAAAAUCUACCAUCGACAACAAGUUUGAGGUGAAAUACCUUUCAAAUCAAGCCAAAGUCACCCUGGCCACUACACCCGACUUCCUAGCCACCAAAAACCUCCUAACCGACAGCAACAUACAAUAUCACACAUACUCCCUGACAGCGGAAAAAACAAUUGCCGUAGUCCUCAAAGGACUCCCCAAACUCCCGACGGACGAAAUUCUAGCGGAAAUACAGGCGAAGGACCUAAACGCCCUCUGCUGCUCAGAACUCAAACGAAAAAUACCCAGCUACCUCGCGACAUACAAGGUAAUUUUUGCUAAAGGCACCACCCUGCAGCAAAUAAACCAUGUUAGAAAUGUAGCUCACACCCGAGCAUACUGGGAAAAAUAUAACAGCUCCCGCCCUUACAUUCAGUGCUACCGAUGCCAGGCAUUCGGACAUUCCUCCUCCAACUGCACCAAAGCACACAAUUGCCUAAAGUGCGCGGGCAAACACAGCACCCAAGAGUGCACCAAACCCCCCACAACCCCAGCCACAUGCUGCAACUGCGGAGGCUCCCAUCCGGCCAACUAUAGCCAGUGCCCUUCCCUAUUAGCAUUCCUCAAGAAACGUUCCACUGCACAAAACCCCCCACCACAAGUGAGCAAAACAUCACCAACAUCCAACCCCACUCCCUGCAGCGUGCCCCCACCAAUAACACUCACACCCCCCCAGCAAAGCCUUCCCACAGUAACCCCCAGAAAAACAUAUGCCAGUAUCACCGCCCAAAACAGACAGACUACACAACCGGACCUCUCAAGCUUAUUCGCUAAGGCUCAAGCCAUUAAUGAAAUCCUGGACAUAAAUAGCAUGGCCGCAGCCCUCGACUUUCUGUACACUAAACUCAGCACAUGCAACACUAAAGUUCAGAAACUUCAAGCGUUCCUUGAAGCCACCGAACUCAUAAAUGGCUAA